AUGGGUUUCGGACAGACGGAGCAUCUCGCAAUCCGGCUGCUAUAUAAACCGCGGAUCGCUCGGAGUGGAGCAUCAGUUGGCUUCCUCUUCUGCUACGUGAAGUUCCAUAGUUUUCAACCCCCAAGCAAGAAACUUCCAGCAAUGAAGAUCUUUGUGUGUCUCCUGGCUACGUUGGCUGCCACCGCAUCGGCUGGCUUUAUUGGCGGAUCCGGCGGUGGCGGCGGUGGCGGUGGCUACAGCUAUGGAAUCGGUUCCGGCGGCGGCGGUGGUGGCCACCAGGAGGUGAAGACCAUCCAGGUGAUCCACCAGGAGGGUGGCGGCUACUCCGGCGGCGGCGGUCAUGGCGGUUACUCUAGUGGCCAUGGAGGCUACUCUGGCGGCGGCCACCAGGAGAUUAAGACCAUCAAGGUUAUUCAGCAGGAAGGUGGCGGCUAUUCCGGCGGUCAUGGCGGUUACUCUGGUGGUCACGGUGGCUACUCUGGCGGUGGACACCAGGAGGUGAAGACCGUUAAGGUCAUCCAUGAGGAAGGACAUGCCCUGGGCGGCGGCGGUUAUACCGGAGGCCUUGCCGGCCAUGGACACGGACAUGGUGGCCAUCAGGAGGUGAAAUUGGUCAAGGUCAUCCAUGAGGAGGGCGGUCAUGGCCACGGACACGGCGGUGGCUACUCCCACGGUGGAUUCUCCGGCGGUCAUCAGGAGGUUAAGACUGUGAAGGUCAUCCACCAGGAGGCUGGCGGUCAUGGCGGAUACUCUGGCGGACAUGGUGGCUACUCUGGCGGCCAUGGCGGCUACUCCGGCGGCGGUCACCAGGAGGUCAAGACCGUUAAGGUCAUCCACGAGGAAGGACACGCUUUGGGCGGCGGCGGCGGCUAUGCCGGUGGCUACUCCGGUGGCUUCUCCGGCCAUGGAGGUGGCCACGAGGAAGUGAAGGUGGUCAAGGUGAUCCAUGAGGAGGGCGGUCACAGCCAUGGCGGCCACGAUCACGGCCACGGUCACUCGCACGGCGGAUUCGAGGAGGUCAAGACCAUCAAGGUCAUUCACGAGGAGGGUGGCCACGCCCACGGCCACGGACCCGCCCCCAUCAUCAGCAACGAAUACCUGCCGCCCAGCAAUGAGUACCUGCCCCCCGUAUCUGCUCCCCAGCCCGGAUAUCUGCCCCCAUCCUCCAGCUGGAAGUGAUUCCAUGCCAUUCGAUUCGAGCCAUACUGAUCCUUGAGUCUUGUUAAGUAAUUUUAGGUCUACUUUUUUUUAUUUCCCAUGUUUUUUCAUUGUUGUUCCCAUUUUACCUCACCAUUUCAACAAAUAUACCAUCUGUAAAUUAUAAA
Molecule: messenger RNA, 1325 nt
Organism: Drosophila sechellia
Lineage: Eukaryota; Metazoa; Arthropoda; Insecta; Diptera; Drosophilidae
Product: glycine-rich cell wall structural protein
Exons: 3
Coding region: 1-1179 (392 amino acids)
Source: RefSeq, a predicted model, not a curated record